This is a messenger RNA of Oncorhynchus masou masou (cherry salmon), 1381 nucleotides long. RefSeq names its product 1,4-alpha-glucan-branching enzyme-like. The coding region runs from base 409 to 1359 and encodes 316 amino acids. The transcript is spliced from 7 exons. NCBI's taxonomy places the organism in Eukaryota, Metazoa, Chordata, Actinopteri, Salmoniformes, Salmonidae. Gene Ontology annotation, cellular component: cytoplasm. The record is from RefSeq and is a predicted model, not a curated record. Gene Ontology annotation, molecular function: hydrolase activity, hydrolyzing O-glycosyl compounds; 1,4-alpha-glucan branching enzyme activity. Gene Ontology annotation, biological process: glycogen biosynthetic process.
UGUAACAAUGAUAUUUUUGUAGCAUAAUAUCUAUGGUUGCAACGUGGUAACGAACAAUCCUGUGCCCUCAUAAUCUUUGACAUUGGGGUUGAAUUUUCAGAGCAGUGUUUAAAGACUACAAGAAUGUGACAGUGAUAACCCUUCUUCCUACUUCCAAAACGCUUCCGCUGUCAUCUUAAAGAAACACACCGCCUCUCAUCAAGCAUCAUCAUUAUUUUAUUUGAUAUUAUUGGAGUGGAUCGGGGCGAUAAAGUUGGUAUUGUGAUAGGCUGGGGCGGAUUAGAAUGACCCUGAUUCGCUGUUGUCUCUGAACCCUUUCUGGCACGUAACAAAGGCUCAGCGGUGACUGUCACUUGUGUUCUACCAGCUGCGACACUCGGUGCUCGAUUGCUUUCGACUGUAAGGACCAUGGCGGAUACAUGGGAUAAUGUUACAAUUCCUGAGUUCAACUCCCUUCUUCAAAUGGAUCCUUACCUCAAACAGUACGAAAAGGACUUCAGGAGGAGGUAUGGGCUGUUUGAGAAGCGCCUGUUCCUCCUGGAGGAGGCAGAAGGGGGCUUUGAUCAGUUCACUAGAAGCUACAGGACCUUUGGCGUGAACCGCAUGGCUGACAACAGACUGGUGUUGAGGGAGUGGGCCCCAGCCGCGGAGGCCCUGUUCCUUACUGGAGACUUCAAUGGUUGGGACAACUUCUCUCACCCGUACGAGAAGAAAGAAUUUGGAAAAUGGGAACUGUGUCUGCCCCCCAAGCAUGACAAGUCACCAGCCAUCGAACACAACACCAAACUCAAGGUUGUGGUCCACACGAAGAAAGGAGAGCGUCUGUACCGCAUUUCACCUUGGGCCAAGUACGCCACCCAGGCCGAGAAACAAGUCCUCUAUGACUGGGUCCACUGGGACCCUCCGCAACCUUACCUGCACAUCCACCCUCGCCCCAAGAAGCCCCAGAGUUUACGGAUCUACGAGUCCCAUGUGGGCAUCGCCUCACCUGACCCUAAAGUCGCCUCCUACACCAACUUCACAACCAAUGUCCUGCCUCGAAUAAAAGACUUGGGGUACAACUGUAUUCAGCUGAUGGCUGUCAUGGAGCAUGCAUACUAUGCCAGCUUUGGUUAUCAAGUCACAAGCUUCUUUGCUGCAUCCAGUCGUUACGGAACACCAGAGGAGUUGAAGCAGCUGAUUGACACCGCCCACUCCCUGGACAUCGUCGUCCUAUUGGACGUGGUCCAUAGCCACGCCUCCCAGAACACGGAGGAUGGGCUGAACUCUUUUGAUGGCUCCGACUCCUGCUUCUUCCACUCCCCUCCGCGCGGGGAGCACGCUCUCUGGGGCAGUCGCCUCUUCAACUACUCCAGGUAGGCAUAUAUCGAACUGUCCGUCA